Paramuricea clavata is the source of this 1491-nucleotide messenger RNA. Lineage: Eukaryota; Metazoa; Cnidaria; Anthozoa; Malacalcyonacea; Plexauridae. The record is from the annotation of a GenBank genome assembly.
CAUGUCUAAGAGUCUAGUUAGGUAAUGUGAAUGAAUUAGGAAAUAACUGAGACAAUUUUACAUAUUUUUCCUAGAGUUUCUCAACGAAUAUUAUUGUUCUAACCGCCAUCCUGUUUAUCAUGAUUCAUGUUAACAAAUCAGUUGCUCGUAUGGAACAUGGCAGUUCAAAUCUAAGGAAAUUCCUGAAGUAAGUACAAACCAUUAUCAUGCAUGCCCGUAAAGUCAGGCGCAGUACAAGGUGCAUGGUAUUAGAGAGUUUUCGAUUUAGCUACGCCAUGUAGAACUUGCUUGCUUGCUUGCUUGCUUGCCUGCUUGCUUGCUUGCUUGCUCCCUGGUAGCUAGAGGAUCAUAAACAUUCACAAAGUUCGUACACUUCAUCCAGUUUCAUUUGUUUUAUAUUAACUUUAUUACCAAAUCAUGUGUAAAAAGUAAAUUCUCAUAUUUCAGUUACGAUGAGGAGAGAAUUUCUUGGUUGAGACAAAAGCGAACUCAUGCAUACAGAAAUCCCUGUAAAAAAGAAGAAAACGUUGUAUAUACAAGUAGUUUGGACAAGACCAACAGUUGCCAAAAUUGUACGUACUUUCCAUCAACACUCAAAGAAGUCAAGUGUAGCACGGGACAUGGUUUAAAUGUGAGGGGCAAAACAAGUUGUAAUUAUAAUAUUGAUGGUGAUUGUAUUAACAUCGUAGCAACUAUAAAAGUAAUCAAAGCAUAUUCAAAGAAUCAGCAAGUAGAACGUGAUGUCCAUCUCAAGGUUGGAUGUGCGUGCAUGUUGCCGCCGGUUUAAGUUUUAUGAAGCUUCAUCAUCUUUGUUCUUUUCCUAAAUGUAUUGGGAACUCUUAGCUAAAUAUCCGUCUAAGCACGGUUGUUAAAUUGUAGUUAGGGCAUUUUAACUGGUAAAGAUUAAUUGAAAAAAGCAUUUUAACUGGUAAAGAUUUUACUGGUAAAGAUUAAUAGAUCUCAGUUUCGCAUGCAAAUUUUGUCAGUAUAAUUUAUUGCUUGAAUAUGUUACUGAACUACAGGGUGUAUCAAAAAAAGCGCAACCUCGGAAUUUCCUAAGAAAUCACUUUGCAAUUCUUAAGCAUAAAAGAUUUUGCUUUAUGCACUCGCGUGUGCAGUAAUUUUGACAGUUAUGCUAUUUUAAAUUCCCAGGCGCCUAAAAUCUUUUGUCUUUAAAACAAUGUCGAUGUCUUGGGAAAUUCCGAGGUUGCGCUUUUUUUGAUACACCCUGUAUACUCUAUAUAAUGAGAUGUGGAACACCUAAUUGGACUGACUGUACGAAGGCUGGAAGUCAAUUGUAAAAGGCUUAACUUUUUAAAUGUAAGGAGCAAAACAAGUUGUGAAUAUAAUAUUUCAGAUGCAUGAUUGGUUGGACAUCGUCGCAACAAUAAUACACGCGUAAAAAUUGAUCAGGUUCGGCGUUGUUCAAACAGGAGCGAACAAUGUUGUGCUGCACCCCAUGAACAAUAUUGUUAACAAGUUGUUCAACCA